Molecule: messenger RNA, 3397 nt
Organism: Xenopus laevis (African clawed frog)
Lineage: Eukaryota; Metazoa; Chordata; Amphibia; Anura; Pipidae
Gene: stk31.L
Product: serine/threonine kinase 31 L homeolog
Exons: 24
Coding region: 170-3070 (966 amino acids)
Molecular function (GO): ATP binding
Source: RefSeq, a predicted model, not a curated record
CGGCAUUCGCGCGGGGGAGGGGCCAAACACGUCAGAACGGAAGCGCCUUUCCAGUCGAGUAACUGCGAGCACUGCGGAAAGAGCAAUUCUACAGAGGGCGUGGUUGUUCUCUGUGAGGAGCUCUUGCUAUUGCCUUUGCUUUCGACUGGGCAUCAGAAAAGCGAUCAUAAUGGAAAGUGUGUACGUCUCUUAUGUGGAAGAUGCUGUGACAUUUUGGGGACAGGCGAUAAGCAGAAUACAUGAUAUUUCAGAACUGUCUGAUAAAUUGGACAGGACUUGCCCUACAAUGAACCCUGUUUUUGCAACUCCAGACCCUGAUAAGAUAUAUGGUGGAAUGUUUACAGCUGACAAGUGUUGGUAUAGAUGUAAGUUGCAGAAAAUGCUAAAUGAUGAUCAGUAUCUGGCAACAUAUAUUGACUAUGGAAAUUCAGAAGUUUUAAAUCGGUCUAGCAUUGUUGAGCUCCCUGAUGAUUUACAAUUUCCAGCUAUCGGUCAGAAGUAUCGACUCUGGGGACUUCAGCUACAGGAAUGUAGCAAGAUAGAACAGGGCCUGAAAUUUCUAAACCAACUAAUUGCUGACAAGAAAGUUUCUGUGCAGCAGAAAGUGACAAAUAAAGAUGGCACUAUAACUGGCCAAGUUUGGCAUGAAAACAUUGAUGUUGGGGAAGAGGUUGCAAAUAAAGGAUUUGCAGAAAAAUGCAAACAUGUGAGCAGUCCAGAAGUGAAAAAAGACCCUUCUGUAUGUGCUUUAAAAACACCUUCUCCAUGGGCUUCCAGAAAACUUGAAAAACCUCCCAUGCGUGAGCCAAAAACCUUACCGGUAUUAAACCAAAAUACCAUUAAUCAUAAAGAAUCAAACACCUGGAUGGAAGUUAACUGCCGCAACGGUUUCACUGGAGCAAGGGUACGGUCUCCUGAUGUAAAUUUUGGAAAUACAAAACAAGACUCCAGAUUAUUAGAAGAGAUUAAACUGUUGAAAAAUGAGAGAGAUUCUUUAAUAGGAAAAUCAAGUAGGCUUGAGUCUCAGAUCAACAAGCUACAAAUUGAUUUGCAGAAAGAAAAGGAGGUAUCUGAAGAAACUAUUCAUGACCUAGAAGGAAAUCUGCAGUCUGCAGUAGGAAACAAAUUAAAAAGUUUAGCAUCUAAAAUUGAAAUACUCAGAUCUGUAAGCAGUUCAAGAGAAGAAUCUCUAAAUGUGUUCAGGGCUGCUACCCACAGACGUGAAAAUGCAAAUGUGCACAGUGAAGAUGAUCUUUUGCAGGCCGUCAUAGUUGUGACAGAAGAUAAACUUGUAUCUCCAUCAUCGCUAAGUAAUCUAGAUGAAACAUGGGCAAAAUACAAUCUGGCACAGGAAACAAUCAAAUAUUGCUCAGAUGUAACGAAGCUCAGUUUGCUUAUUAAUGGAAGGGACAAUGUACAACAAGAAUUACUUUCAGCUGUAGACUGCUUUAUUCUUGAAGUGGAUGAAUUACCACUUGAUGCUCGUGCUACAGAUUUAGAGGCCUUGCUGUUAGCACUUGAAUCUGUUUAUGGAGCACCCUGUGACCGCAAAGAAACCGAUGCAGUGUUUGAUGACUUUCAUAAAUGGAAACAGGCCAAAAUGGAGCAAUUCACAUGUGUCAGAAAUGACACCGACAAUUCUCUUGGAACUCUGUCAUCUUGGUUUUGUAGCAUUAAAGAGUUUUUUGACUUGUCAUUGGAGACCUCAUUAGAAUCUUCUGAAGUCGUAGGAAACAUUGACGAAACAUUGGACCAAAUAGAGUCCCAUGUAUCCAAGGAACUGGAUGUCUCUUUGGUGGAACACGACAAAGCAGACAGGCAAAUUAUAAUACAUGCCUACAACAGGGUUGUACAGUGUAUUCAUGAGGAACUUCAUCUAAUCUCUCUUCUGGCAUCUAAGUAUUCAACUAGUACUGAAUUCAAAAAAAGCAUUGUUGAAUGGAUUCAUCGCAGUCCGAACAUCAAUCAACUGAUGUCCGUUAAGAAGACCAUCAAAGGAUUAAAAUCUCAGCUCCGGUGGAAGUUAGUUGAAAGAAGCAGUAUGGAAGAUUCUGAGGAAAGCAAUGAAACAAUUCUAGCAGAACUAAAGGAGGAAAUCAGAAUGCUGAGAAACACAAUUUUCUCUGAAAUAUUCAGAGAACAAGAAGAAUAUAGGACUCUUAGCAGUUUGGUCCAGAAGUGGUUUCCUGAACUGCCUCUAAUUCAUCCAGAAGCAGGAAUAUUAAACUAUAUGAAUUCUGGAGGUCUUUUGUCUGGUUCUGUAGAGCGGGAUCUUUUUGAUGCAGAACCAAUGAAGGAACUUAGUAGCAAGCGUCCACUUGUACGUGCAGAAAUUGAAAAUAGAAUGGUCUUGUUGAAGGGUUAUUCUGUUGGUGUGGACACAGAAGAAAAUGUGGUUGAAAGAGCUGCAAAAUAUAAACAAGUUUGGUCUAGCCUGAAAGAUGAUUCUGGAUUGAUGGAACUGAUAUGUCUCUUUUUCUGCAAGGCCGACCCACUUGUGUACCUGAUUGUUCCAUUUUAUCCUGAAGAGUCUCUGGGUGCUGUACAAGCAAAAAAUACUUUGACGUCUCAUGAAACACUGAAAGUGAUGAGCGGAGUUGCACACGGAUUGCAGAUUUUGCAUGCUGCUGGUAUCAUAGUUGGGGCCCUGCAUGAGAAUAACGUGUUUGCUGUUAAUCGGGAGAAAGGAAUAAUUGGCGACUUUGACUUUACCAGGGAUGCAAAUCAGCGUAGUUCCAUAACCAUGGUUGGGUUCCCUCACGUUACUGCCCCUGAAUUAAAACUCGGACACACUGCUACAGAAUCCUCAGAUAUGUAUGCCUAUGGGUGCCUUUUAUUGUGGCUUAGUUUAGGAGAUGCUAAAAUUACAAGGAAACAAGAUGGAACACCAGAUUUAAGUCAGCUUACCUUAGAUCCUAAAGUGAAAAGUCUGUUGUCUGGUCUUCUUUGUUGUGGAGAUCGCCUUCGUGCAGAAGAAGUCAAGGCCCAUGAAUAUUUUCAAGAAGCCUCUAUUUUGUGUUCUACAACCUCUGAUGAGUUAGGUGAAAAUACCCCAGCAGAUUUUGCUUAAGCAUUACACACACCCUCAAGCAAGAACUGUCUAGUAAAUCGGUAUUCUCAAAAAUUUCUUCUACUUGUAACUUGCAAUCUGAAAUGUUUUUUCAGUAUUUUCAUGUUUUCUUAGUCUAAGCAUAGGUUGUGUUUGUAUUUAAAAAUUCUGCUAUUUUCAGGCAGCACUGUAUGUUUUUCUUCAUUGUUUUCUGUUCCUUAAGAGAAACUCACCUCUCCCAUUAUUGUUGUAAGUUUGUUGCAAAAUGUAGAUGUGUGAACUAGUAACUACAUAUUGUGUAUGGGGUGGUAUACACACAUUAAAAAGGACAUUUUUAUGUUUAAUUGA